CACCUAAGUCCUUGAUUCAAGUAGUUCAAGUAUUUAGUUAUCAUACUACUUCAGAAGGCUUUGCCUUUGGAGCCAUCACUGACUGGGCAGCAUGACUGAAGUUGACACGUGCCGUGUAGUGUGCACGACGAGUAGUUGUUGCCCGUAAGGUUCGCCAUAACGUCCCAGCGCCCUCCGUCUCACGUCCCACUGUCUGUCCUUUCGGGCAAAUGAGCGAGGAAGUCGUAGAUUUACGACUCCCCGCGUAGCCGCGCCGCGCGCGCCGUUCCCAAGUGCACGUGGCCCUACUCCGUGCACGUGUCGUGCACAAUCAUCUUGAAAAAGUGCAAGAUAAAGAUUUCAGAUAUUCAAAGAUAGAAAUAAUUUCUUUCUGUUCAGUCUGAAAUAUCUUUGGAAGCCAAUAGCAUCAUGGAGAGCGCCAGUACGGAUACCCCUGAUGUGAUAUGCUUAUCAGAUGACAAGGUGGUUAUCUCCUCUGGCUCCUCUGAUGAAUCUUCUGAUUCAUCCGGCGAGUACGAAAGUGAUUCUGAAGGCGAAGGUCGAAAAGAGGAAGUAAAAUCUGGAUGCAUCAUGUGCUCAGCAACGCCCAAGUAUCGGUGUCCUGGUUGUGCUCGACAAACAUGCAGCCUUCCAUGCACACGAGGGCAUAAGGACAAGUAUGGGUGCACUGGAUCAAGAGAUAGAACAGCUUAUGUUGGCUUAGACAAAUAUUCUACACAGCAUUUGAAAAGCGAUUUUGUAUUUUUGGAAGAAGUGGAUAGGAAGGUGAAUAAUCUUCAGCGCCUAAGUUCUCAGAUGAAAACUUCAGACUGGAAAAGAAACAGGCGCAAUGUGUUGGCAAGGGCUGCAAAGUCUCAUGGAGUUCGUUAUGAAGUACUUCCUGUGGUGCUUGCAAGGAGCAAAGAAAACAUCUCAUCAUAUCAUAAGAAGAGUGAUCGUUUGACAUGGUUUGUGAAGUGGAUUUUUCCACAGGCUGACAAUACAGUUUUCUCAGAUUCUGUAUCUGAUGCGACAACCCUGGAAGAUGCACUAAAGAAAUACAUUGGUGGUGAACAGGCUGAGCCCACUCUAAGAUGCCGAUUAACCUCCUACAAUCAGGGCAGUAAUGGUAGCCUUUCAUCUGUACAAUUAUUUAUGCCUGCCGAGAAUCAACCAGCUAAUGCAAAUUGCUUCUACCGUUUUGAGCUGUCCUCUAGCUUGAGAUGCAACCUAGACGGCUGUGUACUGUACGAAUAUCCUACUAUACAUGUUGUAUUGGCAAGCUCGGAUGUCAAGUCACACACACCAUCCACUACUGAUGCUGCAUACAAUAUUGUUGACAAGACACCUAUUGUGUACACUAGUCACUCGACAAACUCAAGCGGUGCUGUUAGCAGCCAUGCAGAGACUACACCAGCUGGCAAUGUUACUUCUGCAUGUGAUCCUGCGAUGGGAGUAACCGUCAACUGUGAAGAAGGCAACGAACAGUUCGGCACCAGACACGAUUUUAAUGUCGACGCACGCGCAGCUGCUUACGGUGGAUAUGGCCCGCAUGCUGGUAAUAAUCCUGCCUCGUUCAAUGCUGCUGGUGGCUAUGGUCACCCUGGAGCACCAUACCAUGGAGCACCAUAUCCAGGAGCACAAUAUCCCGGGACGCCUUACCCAGCUAUGCCUUAUCCGCCUGGAGCAUCAUAUCCGGGAGCACCCUAUCCAUCCGGUCCCUAUCAUGGUAAUGCGCACCCGUCUGGACAGUACCCUCCUCAUCGGCGUGGAAGAGGAGGUAGAGGAGGACGGGGUAGAGGACGUGGCAGGGGUAGAGGGCAUCACGGUUACCGUGGUCGCGGACGAGGUCACUCCCCCGUGUAGUCCCGUGACAAUGACACGCGCAUUGAAUACUGAACACCGCUCUGAUUGCGUGAGUGAACGCCAAUUAGCAAUGGUGGCUGGGUUGAGCGUCAAAUCCCAAUGCUGGCUGGUAUAAACGAUUGCAAAGGUAUGCAGUCAAGUGCUGAAAGCCGGGUGUGGUUUAUGCAGAGCAUGCACAUCCUCUUGUGCUGGUGAAUGCAGUGUACAUAACAUGCAUGAUCGUUGUGAUGAUUCGCCAUGACCACACAUACUCUUAGUUCUCUGCCUAGUCAACAACGUGUUACACCAUGCCGUGCAGCACAAUCCUGCAGGUCUAGGAUCAUGCGGUGGCCGUGGAUAAUAUAGUUACAUUGAAAUGCACAUGGAUGUGUGCAUCUAUGGGUACACAGGUCCUUGUGUCAUCGAUAUACCCUAACCCUAUUAUAUACCAUUAGAAUGUAAAUACCUAAGGCCUAUAUGUACAGACUUCCUCUGUAAAUUACCGUAUAGCCAGUGUUAGCACUUUACACAUGGCAUGCACCGGCGUAGUGUUGCAGUAUGCUGACAUACACUGGGUCCUCCUGUGUUCUCUCUCUCCUCUCUCUCUCUUUCUCCUCUCUCUCUCUCCUCUCUCUCUCUCUCUCUCUCUCUCUCUCUCUCUCUCUCUCUCUCUCUCUCUCUCUCUCUCUCUCUCUCUCUCUCUCUCUCUCUCUCUCUCUCUCUCUCUCUCUCUCUCUCUCUCUCUCUCUCUCUCUCUCUCUCUCUCUCUCUCUCUCUCUCUCUCUCUCUCUCUCUCUCUCUCUCUCUCUCUCUCUCUCUCUCUCUCUCUCUCUCUCUCUCUCUCCUCUCUCUCCUCUCUCUCUCCUUUUUUUUAAAUACUGUGCUGGGUGUAUAGAUCUAAUGUUGGGUUUUACUUCAUUGUUCAGACCAUAAUUAUUGUGUACAUACGCCAUACUUUCAUUAGUGUGUACAUACGCCAUACUUUCAUUAAUGUGUACAUGUAGUCCCUCGUCAGCCUGGUAAGUGUGGUAUGACGGGCAUACAUGACAUCCUGGUAAGUGUGGAGUCACGGGCAUGCAUGACAUCCUGGAGUCCUGUGUCUCAACGACUUGAAAUGCUACACGCUGGUCCUUGUAGACUUUUCUUAUUUCUUGUUCUUUACCUCUUACUGUUCCAUUUACAUAAUUAUUAUGCCGAUAGUGGUGUAUGGUUUGGCGGACUAGCUCUCAGUAUCUCCUGUGGUACGUCUGCAAUGCACCUUGUUUUCUCGUGAUUCUCACUCUCUGAUUCCGUGUGAUGUGAUUUAUCA
Messenger RNA from Sycon ciliatum, 3133 nucleotides. RefSeq lists its product as uncharacterized. Lineage: Eukaryota; Metazoa; Porifera; Calcarea; Leucosolenida; Sycettidae. The transcript is spliced from 11 exons. The record is from RefSeq and is a predicted model, not a curated record. Bases 409 to 1845 code for a protein of 478 amino acids. Gene Ontology annotation, biological process: snoRNA localization; maturation of LSU-rRNA from tricistronic rRNA transcript (SSU-rRNA, 5.8S rRNA, LSU-rRNA); box C/D snoRNP assembly. Gene Ontology annotation, cellular component: nucleus; pre-snoRNP complex.